AUGGCCUCUCGAGCGUAUAAACAAUACAUGAAACUGGAGGCAGAGCAAAGGGUUUUCGAGAUUAUAGAAACAAAAAUCGAUGAGCUUCGAGAUGGCCAAUUCACGCGGGAAAAUCAUAAUGUUGUCAUUGGAACUUCAAAUCUUAUCCCGAUUUACCGAGCGCGAAUGAGCAGUGAUCUUAGGAUUAUAUACCGCGUAGAUAUUGUUCCAGAUCGCUCUCUCAAAUAUGAUCAUCAAAUCUUGAAGGUUCUCUGUAUUGCUUCUCGAGCUCAUAUAGACUACGGCUAUUGGGCUCGCAUUUCGUCAUCUCUUUAUCGAGGAUCCUAUAGAGAUGAAUACAGAGACCGAUGCAACUUCCGGUUGCCACAAAGUGCAACAAAUCAGUUCAUUUACUUGCCAGCCAAGUAUCCACACGACGAUAGGUUAUUCACCCACGAUUCAAUGAAUAUAUUGGACGAAUACGACGGAAAGUCUGCUACUACCGACUCUGGAUUCGAAAGAUACUUUCCUGUCAAUAAGGCGUUGUACAACUCCGUUCGUGCUAAUCUGGAAGUCAAUCUUCCAAUAAAUCUGGAUCCCCUUGAAAAGUCAAUUGUUCACAAUCAGAAUGCCACAAUCGUAGUUGGAAGGAGUGGCACCGGAAAAACAACUGCUCUAGUCUAUAGGAUGCGUGCCAUUCAUCUACAGGAUCAAGCAUCCACAAUUCGUCAAAUGGUUGUCACUCGCUCACGCGUACUGGCCAAGCACAUCAAGGCUACCUUUCUUAGUCUCAUCGAAUCAACUAGCGUUGCCAAUAAGACCGAAGCUGAACUCGCUGUCAUGGCUGAACAAUAUAAACAACGGUCCGACCCAGCCUUGAUUGAAUUCGAUAAUGAGCUUGAUCUCCGAGAAGAUCUCCCGCCUAGGUUCUCUCUGCUUGAAGAUUCACACUUUCCUCUUUUUAUUUCCUUUGAUAAAGUAAGCAGUUUAGCUGUAGAAGAAAAGGAUACCACUGGAGUGAUAUUCGUACAGUUGUGUUCUCUGCUUGAGGCGGAUUUGAUUGAAUACGAACAAGAGCAAAAGCAAUGCAAAAUGCCGAUUCUUCGCAGCAAUAUCAUUGACCUUGAUGUAUUCGAGUCGGAAUAUUGGCCGAAAUUCAGGAACAUGCUCAAAUUUAAUCUUAACCCUGCUUUCGUAUACUCCGAAAUUAUGGGAGUAAUCAAGGGGUCGUCAAAAUCAAUACAAGAUCCUAAUGGGUUCCUCAGUCGGGAUGAGUAUCUAGCACCAACACGGAAAAAACUUAACCGAACAGACCCGGGUUUGAGAGCGCAAAUAUACGAUCUAUUUGGACAUUACAAUAAAAUUAAGGGAGAAAGAUUCGAGAGAGAUCCAGCUGACAGAACCCGACCUCUUCUAAAGUUCAUCGCCAAUAAGGCCAACAACAUUCAAGAAUGGCACGCACAUCCGUCAAAUCACCUGGUAGACUUCUUGUAUGUAGACGAAGUUCAAGACAAUCUGAUGAUGGAUAUCCACCUACUGGGAUCGUUAUGUACAAGUGUGCAGAAUACGUACUGGGCCGGUGAUACCGCUCAAACAAUUGUUGCUGGGAGUGCAUUCCGGAUUAAGGAUCUGGGCCCCUAUUUGUUUGGCGAGGGGGCUCCAACGGAGCUGUAUGACUCAAAGCCUAUGGCAAAUUUCACUAGGUUUAAUCUCACUGGAAAUUUUCGAAGUCAUACUGGGAUUGUAAACUGUGCGGCUUCAAUUGUCGAUGCACUCUACAAGCACUUUCCAAACUCUUUGGACCAUAUGGAUCCCGAAACCUCAAGAUGGAGAGGGCCACCACCAGUUGCGUUCAUAGACACUGACUCUGAAGUUUGUACUUUUGAACAAUUUUUAUUGGGAUCAAGCGGAUCCCAUGCUUCAUUUGGUGCACAGCAAGCCAUCAUUGUUCGGUCCGAAGCUGUUGCCCAAACAUUAAGCCCGACAUUAGCUGAACUAUGCCCAAUUUUAUCGAUUACCAACUGCAAAGGGCUAGAAUUCGACGAUGUUAUAAUAUACAAUUUUUUCGCGAGCUCAGAGGCCCCGGACGCUUGGGAUUUCGUUCAUGGUAGUCCCCUCAAGGCCCAUAGGAACUCUAAGGAGUCUGUUCCUCCCGUAUAUUUAUGUAAUGACUUGAAGCUGUUAUACGUAGCAAUUACUCGGGCCCGGAAACGCUGUUGGAUGUGGGAUCAUGGCCCUGUUAAUGAAGCAAUGCAGAAAUUUUGGCUCUCUCAAGGACUAAUCACAACUAAACGAAUAUUCGAAGCGGAGGGAUGGGGCUCAGUAUCUAGCCCAAAGGAAUGGAUUGAAAAAGGCCAAGAAUAUUUUGCCAAUGGAAUGUAUAGGCUGGCUUCCGCUUGCCUAAAACGAGGCGGAGAGAACUCAAGAGCUCAGAUCGCGAUGGCUUAUCACCAAAUGUCUAGAGCUAAGGCCGAAAUGCUUCGCGGAGACUCGAGAGAAAGUCGUUCAAAGCUUUGUCAGGCUUCUCGAGCUUUAGAUGCCUGUGGAAUGGACGAAGAGAACUCUGGACAGAUUCAAAGCGCUAGACACUUGAGAUUCCACUCAGCAACUUGCUUGGAACUUGCUCACGAGGUCCGUGAAGCCGCGAAAAUGUUAAUCAAAGCAGGGUAUCACGAACAAGCCAUUCGUACUCUUUUCAGGCAACAGCUAAUCCGGGAUGGGGUGGUGCUGUUACUGGCGCACGGCAGCAAGUUGGGAAGCGCCGUCGAGCAAGAGUUACUGGACUAUUGUCGAAUGCACUAUUUUAGUAAAUGCAACUAUGAGUUGUUACCUCCCCUAUUCAAAUUCAAUGUUGAAGAACAGCUGAGCUAUGCACGACAAAAAAGCUUUCGCCCGCAACUGAAAUUUCUUCUUGAUCAACACAAGCGUUUUGCUGAGCUGGCAGAAAUCCAUCGGGAAGAUCGAAUGCUAACCGAUGCACUUGAAUAUUUUAUCAAGGAUUUUUGCGAAUACGACCGUAGCUCUAGCUUAGAAGAGGGGGCGAAAAUAGUAUUUUGCUACUCUGAGACCGUAUUUGGGCUUGAGUCCAAGAAGUCUGCUAACUCAAUCAAUUGCAUGAGAAUAAUGCUUGGCAAAUUGUUUCCACAUUUAUCCUCCCUCCUACCCAAGCAGAGAAGAAAGUUUACGCUAUUCGACAAGCUUCUUGACAGGUUUAAUGACCCAAAUUGGGCUUGGAUCGAAUCUGAGCAGUGGGACCAGUUUGAUUCGGAGGAGCGAAUCCACAAAACAAUGCUCGUUCACCUUUCGGUCAGUGACAUGGGUUGGCUUAAAAAUCAUCCGUCUCCGCGACGUAUCCGAGACCGCCUUGCCUGGUGGAUGUCAUAUAACUCACUCAUUAUAACUAUCGUCGAAGACUCUGAGCCUAGUCGACUUCCCACAGCUCAGAGGUUACUAGGCUUUAAUCCAUUCCGGCGAGAUCUUCUUAUCAAUAGUCAAUUCAUUGUCUCUAAGGAGUCCGUCAUUUACGAGCUCAGUAAGAAGGAGCGAGUUCCAACUCAACAAAAUUCAAACGGCGACAUAUUAUUCCCGGCCAGAUGGAUUGAUAAACUUAUUAAAGAUGGGCUACGAAUACCUCUAGAACGGCGGUUACGGCAAAUGCAUAACAGCCUCAAUGAUCUUGGCUUGUUCAAAGCUGCCGACCUGGCUACUAACGCGUGCGCUGCUAGAAAGCCGGCUUCUCCUGAAUUGUAUUCAUGUCUUAGCCAUCAAGACAAAGUUAAAAUCCUCCUCCUUGGCUUGUCUUCAAUCUCCUCCAUCUGUGAUGUGUUGCUUAGUAUUUGUGGUCCCGAAAAGACCCAGCCAAGCGUUCCACGGCUAUGGAUCCAAAGCCUAUUCGAUACAAUCUAUUCCAGUACUGGCCUGAUUCGGGAAUUCGAUCCAACCUGGUUGUGCGACCACAGCUUGACCACGGAUAAUCUAGUCACUUUUCUCAAAAAAUUCAUUUCAAGCGUUGGCCCAGAGGCAACAUUUAAUACCGGAUUUUCGUCUCUGGUGAUCGGUCAUAGCUUGGUUAUGUGCUUUAGGGAAAGUGCAUAUGAAGGAAACAUAGGGCCCAUAAGGUUGAAUAAUUCAAGUCAUACGUGCAGAAAUCAGCUUGACGAUCUAGACCUGAACGAGCGUCUAAUGGGAGAUUACAUAUCUUCAUUCUUUGACUGGAGCGACUUCAACGGGUUGACAAAUGCCAUUACUACGCUUAGCAUAUAG
Messenger RNA from Rhizoctonia solani, 4242 nucleotides. Its product is annotated as UvrD-like helicase carboxy-terminal domain protein. The transcript has 22 exons. Lineage: Eukaryota; Fungi; Basidiomycota; Agaricomycetes; Cantharellales; Ceratobasidiaceae. Bases 1 to 4242 code for a protein of 1413 amino acids. The record is from RefSeq and is a predicted model, not a curated record. Gene Ontology annotation, molecular function: ATP binding; hydrolase activity.